Molecule: messenger RNA, 942 nt
Organism: Entamoeba invadens IP1
Lineage: Eukaryota; Evosea; Mastigamoebida; Endamoebidae
Product: tyrosine protein kinase, putative
Exons: 1
Coding region: 1-942 (313 amino acids)
Biological process (GO): protein phosphorylation
Molecular function (GO): ATP binding; protein kinase activity
Source: RefSeq, a predicted model, not a curated record
AUGAGAUUUCAUUUGGUGAUGAAAGUGACAAAAUACAAAUUGAAAGUCGCGAAUUGUUGUGUGUUGGCAAUUCGUCUAAAAGGUAAUGUGAAAAUUCAAAUCACAACAAAAGGCAAAUGCGACAAAUACACAAUUCGCACAGAACCAAAAAUAGUGACUUUAAAGAGCGGAUUUGCUUGCGAAUUUGAAGUCUUUAUAACACCAUAUUGCACAAUGGAUUUGAGUGACAAAAUCAUGAUCGUAUCACUUGAUUUACACAGUGGUAAACAAAACACGACUUUAAUGAACAUCAAAGCACUGGUGGAACAAUCAACACGUUUUGAUUACGACGAAAUCAAAACAGAAAAGAAACUUGGUGAAGGCUCUUUUGGAAUUGUCUACAAAGUAACUUACAGAGGAAACGUUGUUGCAAUCAAGAAGAUGAAACAAGUUGACAACUCAAAUGAUGAAAAUGCAGUGUUUGAAUUUACAAAAGAAGUUGAAAUGUUGGACAAGUUUCGCAGUGAGUAUAUAGUCCACUUCUAUGGAGCCGUGUUCAUUCCAAAUAAAGUGUGUAUGGUCACCGAGUUUGCACAUUAUGGGAGUUGUCAGGACUUGAUAAAUCACAACAGAUCUGAUGAGGUUAAAAUGAAAAUGCGAGUCAAAAUGAUGUUGGACGCAUUAAGAGGAAUAUCAUAUCUACAUGAAAAUGGGAUAUUACACAGAGACAUCAAGCCAGACUACAUUCUCGUCUUUUCACUUGAUUUGAAUGAUAAAGUUAAUGCUAAAUUGACUGAUUUUGGAAGUAGUAGAAAUGUUUAUAUGUUGAUGACUAAUAAGACUUUCACAAAGGGUAUUGGUACACCAAAGUACAUGGCGCCUGAAGUGCUGAAAAAGGAGAAAUACACUAAAAGUGCCGACAUUUAUUCAUUUGGUGUAACUAUGUAUGAAGUGUUUGGGUAA